Apis mellifera (honey bee) is the source of this 361-nucleotide messenger RNA. RefSeq lists its product as uncharacterized. The transcript is spliced from 2 exons. NCBI's taxonomy places the organism in Eukaryota, Metazoa, Arthropoda, Insecta, Hymenoptera, Apidae. Bases 27 to 341 code for a protein of 104 amino acids. The record is from RefSeq and is a predicted model, not a curated record.
GCGAAUAUUUCCCUUCGUUUGUGGUCAUGCGCAGUAAUAUUCCCGACCUAACUUUGGUACAGAGUGGGGGAAUAAGUACAAAAGAGUGGAGGAGGAGAGGGAGAUGGACAUGCUGUGAAACGUCCUUGAUAGGAUACGCCUUCUCGUGUAUGCGUCGUGUAUCCGUGCGCAAGAAAAUGUGCUCGCUUUGGAUGCUAACAUGGUACAUGCGCUCUGUGCUUUUAAUGCCGCAUCGUCGACAGGUCAGUCAAGAAACAAGGCGCAAAAUCAAAUUCGAGGAUACCAUGAUGUGGCGGGCUUUUUUCAGUCACUCAACAUCUCGCAACUGUCAAAUACCAUGAUAUACCAACGGAGCGAUGUC